AUGUACUCAGCAAAUCUGAAAAGAGAGAAGUUCGUCCUGAUCUCUCUGAUGUCCAAAGAGCUUCAUGGUGAGCUGCUCAGUUGGAGUUUUCAGGCGGACCACCGGCGAAUACCGACUAACACCCUGGAGGGCGUUCCCUCGCGGCUCGAGGUGCAAGUUGAAGCCGUUGAACCAGUUGAAGGAAAACCGGAGCUGCAUGAGGAAAACCUGGUUGCAGUGGCAGAAAAGGAAGCUGGAGAGUUUGUUCCUGAAGCACAAGAGCCUGAGAUGUUGUCUGCUGGAGAGAUGGGUCCUUCAGUCGAAGGUCGUUUCUUGUGUCCUGCUGGUUGGGACAGACACAAGAGUAGCUGCUAUCUGUAUGUGAGCGCUGGCAAAUCCUGGAGCGCUGCUGCGGCCCAUUGCAAUAGUCUUGGAGCCACCAUGGCUUCUGCCCAUGAUUUGUUUGAGUACAACUUCCUGCAGCAGCUGGCCCUUAGGGCAGGACAGGACUAUGCCUGGAUGGGGGGACUUUACUUCCAGGGCUGGAGGUGGGUGGACCAGAGCCCCUUCGACUACAACUUCUGGAGCGCUGUGCACAGCACCAGCGCAUACCAGUGCAUCGUCUUGUACAGCAGAGGUGGUUGGCACAAUAAUGUCUGUACUACUUCACGGCCGUCCAUCUGCAGGGUCGGCACUGAUGGCUGCUAA
Limanda limanda (common dab) is the source of this 687-nucleotide messenger RNA. RefSeq names its product ladderlectin-like. The record is from RefSeq and is a predicted model, not a curated record. Lineage: Eukaryota; Metazoa; Chordata; Actinopteri; Pleuronectiformes; Pleuronectidae. Gene Ontology annotation, molecular function: signaling receptor activity. The coding region runs from base 1 to 687 and encodes 228 amino acids. The transcript is spliced from 8 exons.